AAAGGGAUUUUUUUUUUAGCCAAUUGAAACGAAAUUUUCUUUUUUUGUACAAAAUUAGGAUAUAUUUUUUUGUUUGUUUGAUAAUUAUAUCAAUAAAAACAUCAAUAAAGUGCAUUAAAAUUAUUAACUAACCCGGCAACUAUGGAUAAUUUAGAUUUGUAUGAAAUACUUGGUGUAACAAAAUACUCGACAGAUGCAGAAAUAAAAAAGAAUUAUCGUAAAUUGGCUAAAGAAUUUCAUCCCGAUAAAAAUCCCGAUGCUGGUGAUAAAUUCAAAGAGAUAUCCUUUGCCUAUGAAGUUCUCUCCGAUCCGGAAAAACGUAAAAUAUAUGAUCGUUUUGGUAUAAAAGGUCUACAAGAGGGCGCCGAUGGUUUUAGUGAUGCCGGUGAAUUCUUUUCCCAUUGGUUUCCCUUCAAUAUGGGCCAGCAGCGGGAGAGUCGUGGUGAAGCUGCCCAAAUUGUUAUUAAAUUAGAAGUAACAUUGGAGGAAAUGUACAAUGGCAAUGUAUCCAAGACAGUGGAAUAUAAACGGACUUCCUACUGUCAACAGUGUAAUGGUGAGGGAGGACCCAAAGAGGCACAAGAAAAGUGUACCGCCUGCAAUGGUAUGGGUCGCACCACGGGUUAUGUAUUCAUGGGUCUAACACCAGUGGAAACGAUAUGCUUGACUUGCCAAGGAAGUGGUAAUAUUAUUCCUGAGAACCUGCGCUGUACCACGUGUCAUGGCAAAGGUCUAGUCGAAGAGAAUGUUAAACGCGAUGUUGUGGUAGAGAAAGGAGCACCAAAUACAUUAAAAAUUCCCUUUCCCUCUGAGGGAAAUCAAGGUCUUCAUGGCAAUCGUGGCGAUUUAAUAGUAGUUCUCGUACAAGCCGAACAUCCCUUGUUUAAACGUCGUAACAAUGAUCUCAUUAUGCGUAAUAUACACAUCAAUCUAACGCAGGCAUUAUGUGGUGUGGUUCAUUGUUUUAAGCACUUAGACGGCAGAAAUAUUUGCUUUUCCACUAAACCGGGCAAAGUGGUAAGGCACGGUGAAAUUCAAGUGAUACCAGGCGAGGGUAUGCCAUUGCGUAAUAAUCCCUUUGAUCGUGGUGACCUCUUAGUGCCAUUUGUGGUAGAAUUUCCCGAAAGUGGUUUUGCUACGCCCGAACAACUGCAAAUGUUGGAAACUUUGUUGCCACCAAGAGAACCUUUUACUAUGCCAGCCGAGGCCGAGGAAGUGCAAUUAAGUGAGUUUCAGCCCAGAGAUGAAAAUGAUCGUCGGGGAGCUCAGGGUGGUAUGGAUGAUGACGAUGAUGAAUAUGCAGGUGGUCCACAUUUCGAAAGGGUUCAAUGUCAAACUGGUUAAAGCUGUUCCAUCAAAAUAUGAAAAUUAUAUUUUUCGUUUUUUUUUUUCCUGUUUUAUAAUAAUGACAUAAAAGAGAUUUGAAGAUGAGAAAAGAAAAAUCAUUAAAAUGCUUCUAGAGCUUAAAGCUUUAUAUGAUUUUUUUGUUUAUUCAAACUGGCUUUAUUUUUAGUUUUCACCUUCUUUUUAUAAACUUUUGUUUUUAUUGUUGCCACAACAAAUAUAUAAUAUUUAAAACAAAAAAUUAAACUAUCUAACAACACUCUCGUAGUCUCUAGUAUUUAUAUCAUUUGGGGAUAUUUACUUAUCUUGUAACAUUGUUGUUCGAUGGUUCUUAACACAUUUUCGUUAUAUAUUAAUAAAACUUAAAAAUAAACUUUA
Lucilia cuprina (Australian sheep blowfly) is the source of this 1722-nucleotide messenger RNA. RefSeq names its product dnaJ homolog subfamily A member 2 (gene DnaJ-H). The record is from RefSeq and is a predicted model, not a curated record. Gene Ontology annotation, biological process: protein refolding. Lineage: Eukaryota; Metazoa; Arthropoda; Insecta; Diptera; Calliphoridae. Gene Ontology annotation, molecular function: Hsp70 protein binding. The transcript has 3 exons. Bases 142 to 1344 code for a protein of 400 amino acids. Gene Ontology annotation, cellular component: cytoplasm; cytosol.